UGAAGACAUUCCAGUCCCAACGACUCUUGACAUUUGAUAAACUUUAUUAGCUUUUUAUAGUGCUUGGUGAAAUUGUGGCAGAGUUGUUAGAAUGACUGAUAAGAUAGUAGACAAGUUAAAUUCAGGAGCAACUAUACCUUUGAGAGGUUUCGGCACCUGGAAAGCAGAACCAGGUGUAGUGGGUGAAUGUGUGAAGGCUGCUUAUGAAGUUGGGUACAGACAUUUUGACUGUGCAGCCAUUUAUCAGAAUGAAAAAGAGAUUGGACAAGCUUUCUCGGAACUCUUUUCUAAGGGAGUGAAGAGAUCGGACAUAUUUGUUACUUCCAAAUCGUGGAAUACAUGUCACGAGCCCCAAAGAGUCAUCGAAGCUUGUAAGCAAACCCUACAGGAUUUGCGUCUGGACUAUUUGGACCUUUAUCUAGUUCACUGGCCUUGCAACUGGGAGUUUAUGGGUUUACCUAUCACAGCAAGUAACUGGAUACCCAAGGACAAAGAUGGAAAUAUAAAGUUUGCUAAAGUUUCUCUUGAACAAACUUGGCAUGCUAUGGAAGAACUUCAAAAAAUGGGUCUCGUCAAGUCUAUUGGUGUAUCCAAAAUUCCAUUGUCAUAUGUUGGAUCUUUUUAGCUAUUGCAAGAUUCCUCCCGCAGUGAAUCAAAUUGAAAUGCAUCCAUAUUAUGCAAGAACAGAUCUACUUGAAUUUUGUAAGAGCCGAGGAGUCCAUGUUACUGCAUACUCUCCACUGGGAAGUGGUAAACAUGGUCCUCUUCAAGAUGAGACAGUUGCAAAGGUUGCAAAGAAGCAUGGCAAAACUCCUGCUCAAAUUUUGAUCAGAUGGUGUAUGCAGCGUGGCUGCUCAGUAAUUCCAAAAAGCGUAAAGAAAGAACGUAUCAAGGAAAACUUUGAUGUCUUAUUUGAGUUGUCUUCAUCUGAAAUGAAGGAAUUGGAAGGCUUAGACAAAAAUAUAAUUCUGAAUCAUCAAAAAGAAUACUGGGGCUUCAAUAUUCAUGCAUAACUGUCUUUGCUCUUAGUUGAUAUGUCUGUUUCACAUACUUUGUGUGUUUCUCUUGAGAUGGGAUUCUAUAAAAAUUCGUUUUCCUAAGUGAACGCUACAAA
Messenger RNA from Galdieria sulphuraria, 1114 nucleotides. Its product is annotated as aldo/keto reductase. Gene Ontology annotation, molecular function: oxidoreductase activity. Lineage: Eukaryota; Rhodophyta; Bangiophyceae; Galdieriales; Galdieriaceae. The coding region runs from base 540 to 1013 and encodes 157 amino acids. The transcript is spliced from 4 exons. The record is from RefSeq and is a predicted model, not a curated record.